AUGACCUCCGCGCUGCUGAUACGGCGCCAGACCAUUGGUAUCCUGGCCAGGGAAGUCCGCGCCUCUUAUCGCACGAUACACAGCUCGCCCGUCGCUCAAGCAUCGGACCCACGCAUCGACGACCUCGACUUGGGGCACGAGUACCGCAACGAGUUCGCCGCCUUGCGAGACAAAUAUGCCACCCAUCCAGCAACUAACACACACGCCAUCACCACAGACAAACCGAAAUACCCCAUCGUCCUCGCCCACGGCCUCUUCGGCUUCGACGAGCUGCGCCUCGCGGGGCCGUACCUGCCCGGCUUGCAGUACUGGCGCGGCGUGCGCGACGCGCUGGAAGCGAACGGGAUAGAAGUCAUCACCACGGCCGUCUCGCCGUCCGGCAGCAUCGAGGAGAGGGGGAAGAAGCUGGCGGAGGUCAUUGCCGCACAUCCGGCCGUGAAGGUCGCGGAGGGGAGGGAAGGGGGGAGGGGGGUCAAUAUCAUUGCAGGACUGGAUUCGCGGUACAUGAUCAGCCAGCUGAGGCCACGCAACGUCGACGUCAAGUCCUUGACUACCAUUGCGACACCACACCGCGGUUCCGCCUUUGCGGAUUGGAUGAUGGACCAGAUUGGAGCGGAUAACCUGCCUAGGGCGUAUAGUGUGCUGAAGUUCUGCAGACUUGAGACGGGAGCUUUCGCACAACUGACCCGAAAGUACAUGCAGGAGGAGUUUAACCCCAGAACCCCGGACCGUGAGGGCGUGAAGUACUACUCGUAUGGCGCCACGCUGGAACCGGAGCGUUGGUCGAGCUUCAAGCAGUUGCACGAUCUGGUCGCGAUUUUGGAGAAUGCGCCAAACGACGGGCUUGUCAGUGUCCCAAGUAGUAAAUGGGGGACGUACAAGGGCACCAUUUCGGGAGUCAGCCAUCUGGACCUCAUCAAUUGGACCUCACGGGUCAAGUGGAUGCUUUACUCCUUGGUGGGGUACAAGCCGACCUUUAACGCAAUUGCGUUCUAUUUGGAUAUUUGCGAUGCAGACAAGCUGUCCCCCUGUUCGUCUUCUCUUCAUGCUCCGGAGCGCGCAGCGCCAUUACUGGAUGCAGAUGUUGAGAACAACGAAAUCCCACGACAUGGAAACUCGCAUCUAAGAAUUGGCGGGGCACGAAGGGUCGCUUGUCCAUUCACCAAGAAGUUUCCAUUGAUGCAGCCCAUUGAUUCAUCUUGCCUCUUCGGCUUUACUUGUACAGCGAGACUCAAGGAACAUCUUUACAGGCGUCAUAGACUCCCCGACCGCCACUGCCACCUCUGCUACGAAGGCUUUGAGGAUCAUGAAACGCUAUACAAGCACUUGUGGACGCAACAGGGCGGUAGCCAGUGCUCUGGUUCUGGGCGUACCCCCGACAUGUAUAUGCUCAAGCCACAGGAGAGGCAGCUCAAGAUGAGACAUAGAAGGGUUUGCAGCGAAGAAGAGAAAUGGAGGAACAUCUACUGCAUUCUUUUUCAGAAUGAGGAGAACACGCUGAACAGCAUCCCCUCUCCAUUCAUCGAUGACUACAGCCCUGUCGUCACCAAUCCUCACCACCAAUAUCGGCAUGGCGCAACGAACCACCCCCCGGUUUCCCCUGAGACAGAACGCAGAGUUCAGGCGGAUGACUUCCAUCACUUUGGGCAACAGCCCGGACGACGACGCAUGAUCCAAAACUUCGUCGAAGCCGAGCACAUUGACAACGGGUAUAAGAACCUGGUUGAUCAGAGACGGAAGCAUUUUCUACUGGAAGCAUCCGUACACGUCAACUCGGAGGCCGUACCCACCUCACAGCCUUCAGAUCCCGCAGAUUUUUCUUCCCCUGACGCUGAUAUGAAGCGAUCUUCGAAAGAGAAGUAUGCCCCCCAAACUUACGAGUUGGGCCAUGCGUGGAAAGCCACCUACAGCUGUCCGGCCAUUGCAUGCAAUCGUAGGGGAAUUGAGGCUUUCUACCCCGAAGACGAACUCCAAGCACACCUUCAACGUGCACACUCCCGUGAUGACCUGUGCGCAUGUCCUGCCUUCAACUGUUCAAUCCAGACGCUUCCUCUCGAUCUAAUGCUCAUUCACGUAUCGAGUCACGAAUCCAACCAACUAUCACAGUCCCUCACGGCAUUGCAACACCACCGACCCUCGCAGUGUCCUCUGGAUCAAUGCAGUUCCUGUCUAGGUGCCGAUACGGCCCAACUCUCGAACCAUGUACUAUCCCACACAGAAGAAGACCGUUCCAAGGCCCAACUCAAACUCUCCAUGGCAGGCUACAAUCAUUUGACGGGGAACCCGAUCUGCCCCAUCUGCCAUCUGGAAUCCGCCCCAGACCUAUUUGCGAGACACGUCCAUGAUCAGCACCUUAUGAAACCAGGAUCGUCCGAGAGCUCGGAUGUCUCACUUGCAUUCGAACACCGCCGCCAGAUCUUGUGGCUUUAUCCCGGAUUUUCCAAUCAUUUUAUCUUUGACGACCUCCGCGAACCCCGUGGUGCUUUGCAAAUGCCUUCCGAUUCGACCUUGACUUGUAAAAGUCCAUUUGGGUGGGGUUGCGAUCUGGAUUCCGCUCUUGGAGAAUCCAUCGUCAGCGAGGAAGGAUAUACCUGGAAUGGCUUUUUCACAAAUCUGGCGACCAUCCUGCCUGGUUCAUCGGCCUCGGAAAAUUGCUGGGAGCAUUCAAGUGCUAUCACUGAUGGAAACAUCAGUGACGAAACGGACCAGGGCGCACCUGAAGAACAGGUUUCUGCGAAAGAUGGCAACGCCCUGAAUGUGGUUCACGAGUUGUUAGCGUCCAGGGAAAACAGCUUCGUUGCUCUCCUUACUUCCAAGAUAAAAGAACGAUUGGGAUACGACGAGGAUUCCAAUUACUCGGAGACUUCCAGCGAUGAUUCUACAUCAACAGGUGAAUCAUUCAUAGCUAUCGUCGCCUGUCAAGAAGGGAACGAGGAAAACAGUCGAGCGGAUGAAUCCGCAACUCUGCGCUCAACGCGCUUUUCCUCCUCUGAGAAAGGAAAAAAGAGGACGACCUCUGGAAUUGGAGCUGACGAGGAAAAUGACGAGUCUCAAGGACGUGACUUGAAACGGAAGCGCACAAAUUCUCCGGCUGACACGUCCAAGAAUUCACAGAAGCGAUUUGCCUGUCAAUACAGAAAAAGAUUUCCUCGUAUUCCAGGAUUGGCUCCAUCCUGUUCUCAUGGGUUCUCGACCCCAGGCAGAGUAAAAGAACAUCUUUCACGAAGACAUGCCCUUAGGGAAAUACACUGUCCAGAAUGCUUUGAAGAAUUCCAGAAUUUGGAAGGCUUAGCAAGACACCUCAGACCGAGCGCUUCGGGUCAAAGUGGCUGUCCAGGGCAUCGGCCACGUCCUGAAUAUAAGUUCGGUUCGGAAGAAAGAAAAGCGCUGGAGCCAAAACAACGGAAAAACCUUCCAGACGUUGAGAAAUGGAAAGUGAUGUGGCGGAUCGUAUUCCCCGAUGCUAUUGCUCAACAAGACAUACCAUGCCCGUACAUGGACGGAGAAGACGAUUACACUGCUGCUCAGUACUCUCACAUAAUGCAAAAUCGGUUGCCUGAAAUUCUGCACGAGCGAGUCAGAGGACUGCUGGACAUGGAACGAGGGAUUCUGGAGGCGAGGGCUGAAAGCAUCAUCGAUAGAGUGCUUCCAGAGAUCAUCCGAUCCAUACGGGAAGAACUCGACCACGAGCGCGAACCUCAACCAUUUCGACGCGACGGCAUGGAGCCUCCAGUCUCCAGAAUUCUAGCUGCAGACUCAAAUACUGUCGCGACUUUGGUCCAGCUGCCUGAAGUGACCGAGAACACUGUGAUGCCUUCCAGCCAACGAGCAAAUGGAACUGGUGACGGUUCAUCGAGCAAUAUCAACCGCAUCGGAAAGCACAACUUGACUAUAGCGCGGAGCUGUAUUGGCGAGGCCAGUGAUUCCGGGUAUCAGUCCGGUUCCUUCGACAUACAAGCUUCGGACACGCAAAACCUCCAUCAAUCAGACAGCCCAUCUCGACUGGAACAGAAUGAAGAGCCUAGUACCACUGGGAUUUCUUCAGGAACAAUGCACGAUGUCUCUAUCACGGCUGAUGUAUCGCGUAACGCUUCCUUCGAACCAUUUCUGGCACCGGAACCAAGUCUCUUGGACACUCCCGAAGUAAAUGGUCCCGAGUUUCCUCAGAACUCACAAGGUAGAGGUGGGUAUCCCAUGCCACAACUUCUUGGCCCGUUGGUAGAUACAGCGGAUUCCGGUGAACAACCUCCGGGUCCAGACUUCCCUUUCUUUGACUUCGAUCCAGAUCUUGGCACGUUUGGUUUUACCUCUCAAGGUGAAAACGAGCCUUUUUCUUUUGAUGAUUUCUUCUUCGACAGCACUGAAGAUUUCAAUCUGAUUACUCAAGACUCCCAAAAUGGGAAUCCGGGCUUGAGCCAUUCCUUCCGUCAACCACCACUUCGCGGUGGUGAAAGCUCCGCCGCGGCGCAAUUGGGGCCAGGCAGUCCGAGUAUUACUGGCUUGGAUAAUCCAAGUCCCGACUGA
This is a messenger RNA of Diplodia corticola, 4524 nucleotides long. Its product is annotated as triacylglycerol lipase. The record is from RefSeq and is a predicted model, not a curated record. The coding region runs from base 1 to 4524 and encodes 1507 amino acids. The transcript has 13 exons. NCBI's taxonomy places the organism in Eukaryota, Fungi, Ascomycota, Dothideomycetes, Botryosphaeriales, Botryosphaeriaceae.